Molecule: messenger RNA, 2766 nt
Organism: Cannabis sativa
Lineage: Eukaryota; Viridiplantae; Streptophyta; Magnoliopsida; Rosales; Cannabaceae
Product: casein kinase 1-like protein 10
Exons: 14
Coding region: 884-2278 (464 amino acids)
Biological process (GO): signal transduction; endocytosis; peptidyl-serine phosphorylation
Cellular component (GO): nucleus; cytoplasm
Molecular function (GO): protein serine/threonine kinase activity; ATP binding
Source: RefSeq, a predicted model, not a curated record
CUCUUUUUUUAUUAUUAUUAUUUUUUAAAAAAAAAAUAAUUUCUCCUAAAAAUAUAUAAUAAUAAUUAAUAAAUAAAUAAAUAAAAACCCAAUAAUAUCAUCAAGCUUAGCUUUUUCCUUCACAAUCGUCCACUUUCUCAUAAUCCAAUUUCCUCUCCUUUCCCGGAGUAACCUCUUCCCCUCUCUCUCAAUUUUUCUUCUCUUCUCUCUCAUACCCAGAAAUUUUUUCCGAGAAAAAUUCAACCUUUAUUUAGUUUCAUCCGAGAAAAAUCAAUCCCUGUUCUUAACCCAGAUCCAAAGAUCGAACCUUUAAAGCGUUUUUCAUGUUUAUAAUUUCUUAGCCUUCAUAAUCGCAGGCGAUAGAUUUUCAUUGUUGGAUUUGAAAAUCCUGUUUUGUACUGUGUCUAUUCUUUGCCCAAACAGAAAUUUUUUCUCUGAAUAAUUUUCCUUUCAGAAAAAAUAAUCCUUUUUUCUUUCUCUUGCCUUUUUUGAUAGUCAGAAACCUUUUUUAGGGUUCGAUUGUUAAUGGGUUGUGUUUAGAUUAUCAAUAUAGCGUGCCAUAUUUUUAUUCUUAGGAAUUACAUACCUUUAAGCAUUUUUAUUUUUAGCUUUGAUUCAGAGGAUAUAGGUUUUGAAUCAUUGGGUUUGUGGUGAAAAUUUGAUGGAUCUGAGAUUGUAUUGCUAACUUAAAUAUUAGCUUAAAGAUUAGAAAUAAUAUCCAGAUGGGGAAUGAUCUUUUUGGUUGAAGGGAAGCUAGUUUUGGAUCAUAGUUUUGGUUGUUCUGAAUUGGGAUUGUGUUGAAAUUGAAACUCAAGAAAGGUGAAGUGGGAUUUUGAGUUUCUUUUUGUAUAUACAUAUAUAUUUUCAUUUGGGGAUUUAGAUCAUGGAGCAUGUUAUUGGGGGAAAGUUUAAGCUGGGAAGGAAGAUCGGGAGUGGAUCUUUUGGUGAACUUUAUUUGGGAAUUAAUGUACAAACCGGAGAAGAAGUGGCUGUCAAGCUUGAAUCAGUGAAGACUAAGCAUCCUCAAUUGCACUAUGAGUCAAAGUUGUACAUGCUUCUUCAAGGAGGAACGGGUAUCCCCCAUCUCAAAUGGUUUGGAGUUGAGGGUGAAUACAAUGUCAUGGUUAUUGAUCUUCUUGGGCCAAGCCUUGAAGACCUUUUCAAUUAUUGCAACCGGAAAUUCACGUUGAAGACUGUGUUAAUGCUUGCAGAUCAGUUAAUAAACAGGGUUGAGUACAUGCACUCACGUGGUUUUCUUCACCGUGAUAUUAAGCCUGACAACUUUUUAAUGGGUUUGGGGCGCAAAGCUAACCAGGUAUAUAUCAUAGAUUAUGGUCUUGCAAAAAAGUAUAGGGAUCUUCAGACGCACAAGCACAUUCCAUACAGGGAAAACAAGAAUCUCACAGGAACCGCUCGUUAUGCAAGUGUUAACACUCACCUCGGAGUUGAGCAAAGCAGAAGAGAUGAUUUGGAGUCUCUUGGUUAUGUGCUCAUGUAUUUUUUGAGGGGAAGUCUUCCCUGGCAGGGAUUAAAAGCAGGUACGAAAAAACAGAAAUAUGACAAGAUCAGUGAAAAGAAGAUGCUUACUCCCAUUGAGGUUCUUUGUAAAUCAUAUCCCUCAGAAUUUACAUCGUACUUCCAUUAUUGUCGGUCAUUGCGGUUUGAAGACAAACCAGACUACUCGUACCUGAAGAGGCUUUUCAGAGACUUAUUUAUUCGAGAAGGGUAUCAGUUUGACUAUGUAUUUGAUUGGACUAUACUGAAAUAUCCACAGAUCGGGUCUAGUUCAAGAUCUCGACAACCAAGCGGGAAACCGGUUCUAAAUCCUGGACCAUCUGCAGAGAGGCCUUCAGUGGGACAGGAGAUCCGAGAAAGAUUCUCUGGUGCGGUUGAGGCUUUUGCAAGAAGGAAUAACUCUGGGCAUGGUUUGCAUGGAGACCAUUCUAGACACAGAUCUUCAGAUGAUGCGCCAUCAUCAAAAGAUGUGCAGAAACAUGAUUCUGAAAGGGCUAGGAGUUCUUCCCGGAAUGGUAGUGCUUCAAAGAGACCUGUUUUAUCAAGUAGCCGACCAAGCUCCUCUGGCGAGCCUAGUGAGAAUCGUUCAAGUCGGUUAGUCUCAAGCAGCGGUCGCCUGUCAACAACUCAAAGAAUUCAACCCGGGUUAGAGUCCAAAACCACUUCUUUCAGCCGCAAUUCUGCAGCAGGCACAAGAGGCAGUCGUGACGAUACUCUUAGAAGCUUCGAGCUCCUAUCGAUCGGCACAGGAAAGAGGAAAUAAAUAAAAACAAAAACAAGUAAAGAAAUUGUGUCAAAGUUUGAAGAUUCCAGUUAGAGCUGAACAGAACCAGAGCAACCAAAGCAAAGAUGUUGUUUUUCAUCUGCAACAAAACAAGAAAUGGUGGUUGUUGGUCAGUAAAGUCUGUAUAUGUGUAUCCAUUGUUGGGUUCCAUUCACAGAUUUUUUUUUUAAUUCUCUUAUUAAAAAAACAUUGAAUGAAGUUUCUCUCUCCUUGAGACAAAAAAGUCUUGUUCUAUUUUAAGUAACAACACUACUUUUUCUUCUUCUUCUUCUUCUAUAUAUAUAUAUUAAUAGUAAGUAAUCCAAAGUAAGAGAUGGAAUUAUCUCUGACUAAAAGGGAAUUGUUUAUAAUCUUCUGAGACACAACUGGUAGCUGUACUAAUGAUGACAAUGAGUACCACCACCUUUAUUUUUGAGUUUUUUAAUAUUUCAGAUUAAGAAACAAAAAAGAUGGUUACUUUGCUUCAA